AUGCUCACCAAGAAACAGAUAUGGCUCCUAGCAGGAACCGUCAUAGUUGGCGGAGUUGUAUUCUACAUUCAAACGUCCAAACAUCCGAUUAUAAAGCCAACGAAGAUCGUCUACCCGCCAAAAUCCGGGGGUCUGGCACUAAACAGGAUAUACCAGAUCGUGAGGCAGCCCGAGGACCUCAACCAUUUGCUUUUGACAAAGACUCCUCUUCUUUUGAACUUUGUCCGCCUUGGCGAGACGGCCUCCAACAAGCAGACAAGUGCAUUGCAGAACAUUGUGGAAAAGCAGAUGCCAAAAGAGGCAAAAGCUGUCAGUAUGGUCAGUAUUGAGUGCGAUAAUGCCGAAAAUGUCCCACUCACGAUAAAAUACGGCGCGAGGGACAUCCCCUCGAUCGUUUGCCUAAACAAGCAGCUUCCAAAUGGUUACUACUGCGACAAGAAGUUGAUCUCGCAGCCAGAAAAAUACAAUGCUGACAUGGAGACUCUUACGGCUUGGGUUCGCGAGCAUGCGGAGGACAUAACUGGGCCAAAUUCGAAGCAGAAAUCGGCAUGA
This is a messenger RNA of Brettanomyces bruxellensis, 552 nucleotides long. RefSeq lists its product as uncharacterized. NCBI's taxonomy places the organism in Eukaryota, Fungi, Ascomycota, Pichiomycetes, Pichiales, Pichiaceae. The transcript has a single exon. The record is from RefSeq and is a predicted model, not a curated record. Bases 1 to 552 code for a protein of 183 amino acids.